AUGCAGAACAUCCUCGAUCAAAACUUAGACAUGGCCACAGCCCUACUCGCCGGCGAGAAGCUGAAGGAGCUGAUCCUGCCGGGCUCCUCUCAGGAUGAGAAGGGCGGGGCACUGGCCAGCCUCAUGGUGCAGCUCAAGCUGGAGCUACCCUUUGAUCGUGUCGUCACUAUAGGGACGGUCAUCAUCCCCAUCCUGCUGGUCACCCUUGUCUUCACCAGGAACUUUGCAGAGGAAUCCAUAUACUGUUACACACCACAUAACUUCACCAGAGACCAGGCACUGUAUGCAAGAGGCUACUGCUGGACAGAGCUGCGUGACGCUGUACCUGGUGUGGAGCCUCACCUCUGGCUUUCACUAUUUGAACACAAGUUCCUGCCCUAUGCCCUGCUGGCUUUUGCUGGAAUUAUGUACAUUCCUGCUUUGGGCUGGGAGUUCCUCGCCUCAACGCGGCUCACUUCAGAACUCAAUUUCCUGCUUCAAGAGAUUGACAACUGCUAUCACCGAGCUGCUGAGGGCCGAGCACCAAAGAUUGAGAAGCAGAUCCAAUCAAAAGGACCUGGCAUAACUGAGCGAGAGCGGAGGGAGAUCAUAGAGAACGCGGAAAAGGAGAAGAGCCCUGAGCAGAACCUGUUUGAGAAAUACUUAGAGAGACGAGGCCAAAGUAACUUUCUGGCGAAGCUUUACCUGGCACGCCACCUGGCUAUUAUAUGCCUCAGUUCUAUCCCCAUUUCCUACCUGAGCGCCUACUAUGCCCGUCAAAGGCAGAAUGAGUUCACCUGUGCGCUAGGUGAGCCGCCAGACAUUAGCAGCUAUCCAGAGCUGAAGCUCAGGGUCAACUGUAAGCUGCCGGCUGUGCAGCUGCAGCGCAUCAUGGCAGCAGUAGACAUAGCUCUACUCUGCACCAUGAACCUCAUCAUCCUAGUUAAUUUGCUGCAUUUAUUUGUGGUGCGCAAGUCCAACUUUGUAUUUGACAAACUGCAUAAAGUUGGUAUUAAAACACGGCGACGCUGGCAGAAGUCUCAGUUCUGUGAUAUCAACAUCCUGGCCAUGUUUUGCAAUGAGAACAGGGACCACAUCAAGUCACUCAACCGGCUAGACUUCAUCACUAAUGAGAGUGACCUCAUGUAUGACAAUGUGGUCAGGCAGCUGUUGGCUGCGCUUGCACAGUCCAACCAUGAUGCUACACCCACUGUGAGGGACUCUGGGAUACAAACACUGGAUCCCAAUAUGGAUCCCUCUGAUCUUGGAGUAGGAGUAAUAGCUGGGGAGCCGUUGGUGAUCAAACGGCCACGCAAGAAGAUUAAAUGGAUCCCAUCCUCAAAUCCUCUUCCUCAGCCAUUCAAGGAACCCCUUACCCUGACACGUCUGGAAAAUAACACCAAGCCUGAAAAACCCAAACCGCUCAGACGAAAGACUGUGGCAGACAGCUUCAUUGCACCGCUUCUGGAUAGCAAGAGCACACAACAUCCAUCAACAAAAGAUCUAAGCGGGAUGGAGAAAAAGCACACUCGCAACUUCUCUCUGGACGUCCACCCAUACAUGCUGACCAUUCGUAAGCCCAAGGUGGAGGCCGCAACCACAGAACCUCUACCCUCAGAGCACAACAUGGAUACAGUGUACCUUGAAGGCACACAUACUAUUGUUCAUGUGUCUGAUGCAAUUACAGAGACUAAGGUUCGCUCUCCAGAAUCAACCAACACUGACUUUUCUACAGUGACCCUGCCCACCACUACAUAUGUAAAUGGUGUGGGUCCCAACCCACCAUCCUGUGAGGAUCCACUCAGUCCCAAGUCCUCGACUCCUCCAAGGGAGCCUCUCACCCAGGUAGAAAAACCUGAGACUCAGCCACCACCCCUGACCAUAGCCCCCACACACCAGCUGCUGAGUAUACAUCAUACUCUCUUUGAGGAAGAGGAGGAUGAAGAAAACCGUAGAAACAGACUGGCAGAGAGACCGGGGGAGCUCAUCGCAGCUGGGGAAUGUUGA
Xiphias gladius (swordfish) is the source of this 1986-nucleotide messenger RNA. It is a transcript of the gene panx2, whose product is annotated as pannexin 2. Lineage: Eukaryota; Metazoa; Chordata; Actinopteri; Istiophoriformes; Xiphiidae. The coding region runs from base 1 to 1986 and encodes 661 amino acids. Gene Ontology annotation, molecular function: channel activity. The record is from RefSeq and is a predicted model, not a curated record. The transcript is spliced from 5 exons. Gene Ontology annotation, biological process: monoatomic cation transport; positive regulation of interleukin-1 production.